Molecule: messenger RNA, 3671 nt
Organism: Grus americana (Whooping crane)
Lineage: Eukaryota; Metazoa; Chordata; Aves; Gruiformes; Gruidae
Gene: ANGPT4
Product: angiopoietin 4
Exons: 9
Coding region: 321-1829 (502 amino acids)
Biological process (GO): signal transduction
Molecular function (GO): receptor tyrosine kinase binding
Source: RefSeq, a predicted model, not a curated record
CCCGCAGUGGGCUAAGAAGAGAGAAAAAAGAUAGAAGUAUUGUUUUUAAACAGAUUUUUUCCUUUGUUUUUCUUUUCUUUUUUUUCCCCCCCCCUCUCCCCCUGCGAGGGCUGCAGGCGCCUGGCGAUAAAAGGCCGGGGCGGCUGGAGCCGGCUCAGAGGGAGGAAAUGCCGAAAUCGCAGCAUUUCGACUUGGUGGCGAGCGCCCACUGACCCGUCCCAGCAAAGAGCGGUGUCGCGGCUGCCCGGGAAGUGCCGGCACAUCCCCGGCCACGGCACCCCGCUUGCACCCCGCCCUGGCGCUGCGGGGACCCCUGUGCUAUGCGGGCACUCAGCCUUGGCCUCGUGGCCCUGACCUGUGCCACGACGGCACUGUGCGCGGCAGGAACCCAGCGCCGGGUGCUGGAGGGGGGCAGCCGCCGGCGUUACCACCGGGUGCAGCACGGCCACUGCAGCUACACCUUCGUGCUGCCCGAGGCUGACCCGCCACCCUGCCCACCCACCCCUGCCACCCCCGGCCCCGCCAACGCGCUGCUGCAACGGGACUCGCCGGCCAGCACCGCGCACGCCGGCCAUGGGGCUGCCCAGCGCCUGCGGCAUCUCGAGAGGAUCCUGGAGAACAGCACCCAGUGGCUGCUGAAGCUGGAGAGCUACAUCCAGAUGGGCAUGAAGCCAGAGAUGGCACAGCUGCGGCAGACGGCGGUGCAGAACCAGACCGCCACCAUGCUGGAGAUCGGCAGCACCCUCCUCAACCAGAGCGCUGAGCAGAGGCGCAAGCUCACCGACGUGGAGGCCCAGGUGCUGAACCAAACGUCACGCAUCGAGAUGCAGCUGCAGGAGAACUCCCUGUCCACCACCAAGCUGGAGAAGCAGCUGCUGCUGCAGACGAAUGAGAUCCACAAGCUGCAGAACAGGAACAACAUCCUGGAGGUGCGGGUGCUGGAGAUGGAGACGAAGCACCAGGCGGAGCUGGCAGGGGCCCGCUCGGAGAAGGAGAAGCUGCAGCGCCUGGUGAGCCGGCAGAGCGGCACCAUUGAGGAGCUGGAGAAGUCACUGCUGGCCGCCAGCGCCAACACCAGCCUGCUCCAGCGCCAGCAGCUCCAGCUCCUCGAGUCGGUGCAGAGCCUGGUGCGCCUCGUCUCCCCAGGCAGAGCCCCGCUGCCCGGGCAGGAGCAGCUCUUCCAGGACUGCGCCGAGGUGCACCGGGCAGGCAUCCACACCAGCGGGGUCUACACCCUCCACAUCGCCAACCUCAGUGAGCCCAAAAAGGCGUACUGCGACAUGGAGACAGACCGAGGGGGCUGGACAGUCAUCCAGCUCCGCACCAACGGCAGCCUCAGCUUCCAGAGGAGCUGGAGGGAGUACAAGCAGGGCUUCGGAGAUGUGGCGGGCGAGUACUGGCUGGGUAACGAGGCCGUGCACCUCCUGACGAGCCAGGCACCUUAUGCCCUGCGUGUCGAGCUGCGGGACUGGGAGGGCAACCAGGUCUAUGCCCACUAUGGGAAAUUCCAGCUGGGGAGCGAGCGGCAGCUUUACAGGCUCUCGCUUCAGGACUACAGCGGCACGGCCGGGCAGCAGAGCGGCAUGGCGCUGCAGGGCACCCGCUUCAGCACCCGCGACGCCGACAACGACAACUGCCUCUGCAAAUGCGCCCAGAUGCUGUCAGGAGGCUGGUGGUUCGACGCCUGCGGCCUCUCCAACCUGAACGGCAUCUACUACCCGGCCCAGCACAACAUCCGCAAGCUCAACGGCAUCCGCUGGCACCACUUCCAGGGGCCCAGCUACUCCCUGAAGGGCACCCGCAUGCUGAUACGUCCUGCCAGCUUCUAGCACGCCGGCGGCCGGUGCAGCACCACAACCAGUGCCAGCCUGGCAAGGAGGGCGGGGGCCAGGCGGGGCCAGGAGAAGGGAUGGCUGGGGGAGACCGAGCCCUCCCAGUUGCUGCAGGGAAUCUUUUCCCCCAGUUUAUUAAUUUUUACUCUUUUUUAUCCCAUCCUCCGAGAUCCUUUGAAUUGUGGAGAGAGGCUGGGCCUCCAGCUCCCCGCUCCAUCUCCUUCACCCAGGGAUGGGGGUCCAAGACUCGCCCCAGGACUCCCUGCACACUUAGCCCAGCUCUACGGCACAGUGGGGGCUUUGCCGUUUCUGUAUGUUUUAGGGCAUUGCAAAUCCCCCAUCGUCCCACUUUCCCCACCGGAUUAGGGGAGCUGGUGGGGAUGGGGAUCCCUGUGAGUGCAAGGGGCCGGUGCCAUCCUUCCUUCCCAUCCUGCCUGGGCACGGCUAUGAAGGGGGACACGAGCCAUCCCCUCCCGCAUGCGUGGCCCAAGUCAGCGCCCCCAUGCAUGGCAGCACGGGCACUGCUCCUUGCAGGACCAGGCUGGGCACUUCCAGCCCCUGGGGGGGAUGGGAGGAGCAGGCGGAGUCUUUGGGGACCCUGGGGGGACAGUCCCCAGGCUGGGAUGGCCGGCAGUCCCGUGAUGGGGGGGGCAGCACUGGCAGGGAGCUGGCAGAGCCCUGGGACAGGCAGGACAGGGUUGAGGGGUCACAGGUGGGGAAGGGGCUGGGGUUUGAGAUGGGGCUGGGGGAGUGGGAGGUGGUGGGAAGGGUCCUGGGGGUGGCUUUUCAGAGCAGGAAGGGGGACAUGGGGCCAAGACUCCUCGCCCAUGGUCGCAUUGAGACAGCAAACCCACACUGAGGGCACCUUUGGGAGCAGGCUGGGAAGAGCAGGGCAUGGAGCAGCUGGGUCUCCAUGAGGCAGCACCGGGGCCCUGCAGCCGCCUCCCCGAGCUGCCGCAGCUUGGGCUGGGGCACUUUUAUUUUUGUACUAAGAAAUAUUUAUUUUCCAAGUGUCAGCGGGGCAGGAGUGGGAAGGGGGGGGUCCCUGCACCCCACCGCCCUGGGGCAGGGAUCUGUCCCCCCACUUCAGCAACUGGGACGAAAGGGUGGGCAGAAGGGCUGCAGGGGGACAGAGCAGGACAGAUGGACCCCGGGCAUCCCCAGGGGACCCUGAGCCCCGGGCAGCUCGGUGCAUGGGUGAGCCCGCAGGAGGGCAGGGCUCAGUGACACCCGGUCACAGCCUGUCCCUGUGACCCUUCUGCAUGUGCCCCUGCCCCCCUGCAGUCCCUGUCCCCGUGCCCCUCGGUCCCGUUGCCACUAGAGGUUCCCUGCAGCCCAGUGGCAGCUCCCUGCAGCACCCUCACCCCUGGGGAACAGGGGUGCCCCACUGGGUCCCCAGGUCACCUGUCCCACUGGUACCCAAGCCCUGGGGACCAGAACAGUGGUGGCAGCUGCCAGGGACAUGCUGCCUCCAUGACACCCAGGCACCCCUGUGCCUCCCUCCCCAGAACGGGACCCUCUCACCCCGAGCAGUGGUUUGCCGGGUGGGUGACAGCAGAGAUCCCACAGAGCCGGGGAGCAGAGGUGCCAGGGGACCCUCCACUGCCAUCUAACCCCAGCCCCUGCUGCAGCUCCCAGGGGACAGGGCCAGUAUCCCAGAGAGGGGCGAGGGACGCAGGGACACACUGUCCUGGACGGUGGGAUGGGCUGGCAGGGUGCUGGCACCGGCACCGGCUGUGCACACGGCAGCGAGGAGGCUCCUGACACCCUGUCCUCAACGCUGUCCCAAGGCAUUUGCUAAUUAACAGUGAUUAAAGCACAUGACGUAGUUGGCACUUC